This is a messenger RNA of Argentina anserina (silverweed cinquefoil), 584 nucleotides long. Its product is annotated as glucan endo-1,3-beta-glucosidase 1. Bases 28 to 384 code for a protein of 118 amino acids. Lineage: Eukaryota; Viridiplantae; Streptophyta; Magnoliopsida; Rosales; Rosaceae. The transcript is spliced from 3 exons. The record is from RefSeq and is a predicted model, not a curated record.
GGAUCUAUUUCUAUCAAACACUCAACAAUGUCUACCCUUCUGAUGAGGAUAACACUUGCUCUUCUCUUUCUCUCACUAGUUCCACUCAGACCAGUGGAUGCGGAUUUUGAGCAAUGGUGUAUUGCUGAUGAACAAACCCCGGACGAUGAGUUACAGGAAGCAAUAGAUUGGGCCUGUGGUAGAGGAGGUGCAGAUUGUAGCAAGAUUCAGAUAAACCAACCUUGCUUUUCCCCAAACACCCUGAAAGACCAUGCUUCCUUUGCUUUCAACAACUACUUCCAGAAGUUCAAACACAAAGGUGGAUCUUGCUACUUCAAGGGAGCUGCCAUGAUUACAGAACUUGAUCCCAGUCAUGGCCCUUGCAAGUAUGACUAUCUUCCCUGAUGCAAAGGAAAUGGAAGAUUUGCUGAUUAUCAAAAUUUUGGAAAUGAGAAUCAAAUCCUAAUAAAGUUUGUACUAGCUAGUUGGAUGUUGCAGCAGGAUAAAAUUUCUUGGAAUUUUCUGGUGUUAAGUUUUUUUUUUUUGCAAGCUUACUGCAUAGUCUACGAAGCCUCAGGUUCAAAUCAUUAUGUUUUCUGUAUGCC